Iphiclides podalirius (scarce swallowtail) is the source of this 279-nucleotide messenger RNA. The record is from the annotation of a GenBank genome assembly. NCBI's taxonomy places the organism in Eukaryota, Metazoa, Arthropoda, Insecta, Lepidoptera, Papilionidae.
AUGGAACUACAUGUGAAAAGCAGUGAUUGCCAGGGGGAUGUUUGGUGUCUAAGGUACCUCCUAGAUUAUAACGUCAAAAUGACUUCAGCACCAUCCGAUUCAGAAUCUAAUCUCUACCCUACAAAAGCUGUAAUAAUGUGUCUGGAUGCUAGCUUUUUACCAGGCUGUGCGAUUCAAAGGAGGUUCAAUUUGCCCCUGGACCUACUAAACAGGAAAUUAGCCAAGAACCAGGGAAAGCGGCGGGCGGAUAUUGACGUGAACCGCACUAUAAAGUAUUUU